AGCGGGGAGGAGGGUGGUGGAUAUUUUGUGGAGGCGGGGGCCGGCGCGGCUCCGCCCGGCGAGGCGGGGCCGGUGGCCGCCAUGGCGGAGUGGGGCCGAGGUCAGAGUCCAAGUGCCGUGGAGGAUAUGCUGGAUGUAGAGAACAAGCGUAUGGCAGACAGCCUAGCCAACAAGGUCACCAGGCUGAAGUCGCUGGCUCUGGAUAUUGACAAAGAUGCUGACGAACAAAACCGUUACCUGGAUGGAAUGGAUUCAGAUUUUAUGAGCGUGACUGGCCUGCUAACCGGCAGCGUGAAGCGUUUCUCCACCAUGACACGGUCCGGGAGGGAUAAUCGCAAGUUGCUCUGUUCUGUUUCAGCAGGACUGAUUGUUGUUUUUUUCAUCCUCUACUAUCUUGUGUCCAAAGCAGGGACUUGAGCUUGUUGUUCUGCAAGUUGUACAGAACAAAAACACAACGAUUGACAGACUUGUUCAACACCUUUCUCAGUCUGCCCUGUGGUGGAGUCUUUUGAGAUGUUCCAGACAGACCUUCCAAAUAACUUUUCUUUCCACCAGCUUCUUGUCAUUGUUCUAGCUGGUCUCAGACAUCUCUUUAUAAAAUGAGUAUGUUUGAUUCUAAAUGGAUUUUCAUGUAUAACAUGAUUUUGAUGUUGUCAAAUGCUUAUGCCUUUAUCUCUUGCCUUGUUGUCCACGUCUUGCGGCCUAUUUUUACAGGCUGCUUUUGUGUUACCUCCCUUACUGAUAUUUGGUACUAGGCUUGUGAGGAGAUGUGGCUGACAAAUCCAGACACUUGUCGAUACUCAAAAGUUUAAUAAACCAGCUGAGCUUUGGAAGCUGUGGAGUUUAGGAUGCUGAUUUAUGAGAUUUGGAAGUAUGAAUGCGUGACUUACAUUCCAGUGUGGCACCUCAGCUGAUACCUGGUCUCAGCUUCCCCUUGACUUGGAGACCUGUUAAUAUCCUUGGUGUCCCUGGGUUGAAAUUAAAUCUGUACUGCUUUGAAAUGAAAUUAGCAGUAGAUCUGGACCCUGAUACUCUCUAAUUGUUGCAGUGAAGAGUUGCAGAGGAACAAGACUUUAUUGAAAUGCUAGCUUGGUCUUCUUUAUCAUCCUUCUGGAUAAAGCUGGGAUGAACCCUGCAAGAAAGGGGGGCCAAAGUCCAUAAGCCACCUUGAUUUACACAUGUGUAGUAUCUCCCAGUACCUUCCCACACAGUUGCAAAUGCAUUCCCUUAGACUAUUAAAUCAGUGUGAAGAAAAUCUGAUAGCAAAAGGUCCAGUUAAUUUCCGUUAUUAUGGUACCCUGGUACUAGAGCGCUUUGGGAAGAUGUGCAAAUAAAAGCAGAGGUUGAAGUCAAGUGAGACUCCUAAACGGUGCUGUUGGGGUGGUGGUGGGAGGUCAAGGAAGGAUUUGAUCGGAGGGUUGAUUUGUUUGUUUAUUUAUUCAUGUAGAAGGUAACCUAAGAAACUCUCGCUUUGCCUUUCGUAGUGCUUUGGGGAUCCCUGCCUGCAGGCUCCUGUGAGAUGUGUGGCAAGGCACAUCCCUACCAGUUUUGUUCAUAAAACAGUUGUUCCCGAUGAACAUGCAAUGCAUGCCAGAUUUCCUCUCCUGAGGUGGUGCACGCAGCUCUGGGAGUGCAGUAGCUGGGAACUCCAUCUUCCCUUCACCCUCUUUGCCUGUCGUUGGGCUGAUUGUUGGGCUGCUCGCUCGCGUCACGACCCCAGCUGUAUUCUUCCAUAGCUGAAUUAUUUAAGUCUGCCUAUGAUGGAAGUAAGAGAUCUGUAACUUUAAAAAUACUGUGCCUGUUGGGAGAAAGAAAAAAAAAUCUAAAAAAAAAAUCUAAAACAAUUUUUCUCUUCAGACAAACCUCCACUGCCUGUUGUAUAAACCUUUCACUUUCCAAAGCAGCUGAGCAGAGCUACUGUGUUUCAUCUUGUCUGUUUUCUGUACCAGUUGCUCAUGUGUUCUGGUUUUCCUUGUUAGAAGUCUUUGCUUACUUGCUUCUCUUAUUUUCCUGUAACAACCACCUCUCCAGGACCAAAGCAUUCCUCCUCUGAUUUUACAGUCUUUCUCCUCUCCAGCAAGCCUAUAUUCAUCAACGGCUGGAUGUUUCCUUUGGCCUUCCCCUUGUACCCAUUAGGAAUUCCUUUGUCCUUGGACUAACCUGGGUCCAGAUCUGUAAAUGGACUGUGUUGCCCUUUGUUCCAGCUGUACCAAAAUGCUAACGAAAUACUACCCUAACUGGAUUAGGUGUCUUUUCUACAUUUGGGGAAAAAUGUGCAGGGAAAGCAAGUAGAAAGGAGGCAGCAAUGACUUUCUCUGGUUCUUUUUCCUGCUUCUCUGGUAAGAUGUGGCAGCUCUGAACUCUUUCCAUUUGGAAGAAUGAUGGGUGAAUUGAUGGACUUUGUUUUGAUUUUCUGAAGCAGAUAACUUCUGGUGAAAGGCCACUGGAACAGCCUGGUCCUCAUAAUGGUGGUGAUUUGGGUUUGUUUUUACUGUUGUAAAUAAAGCUCUGGUUUUCGAA
Messenger RNA from Aquila chrysaetos chrysaetos, 2520 nucleotides. RefSeq names its product Bet1 golgi vesicular membrane trafficking protein like (gene BET1L). The coding region runs from base 82 to 417 and encodes 111 amino acids. The transcript is spliced from 4 exons. Gene Ontology annotation, cellular component: Golgi trans cisterna; SNARE complex. Gene Ontology annotation, biological process: retrograde transport, endosome to Golgi; regulation of retrograde vesicle-mediated transport, Golgi to ER. Gene Ontology annotation, molecular function: SNAP receptor activity. NCBI's taxonomy places the organism in Eukaryota, Metazoa, Chordata, Aves, Accipitriformes, Accipitridae. The record is from RefSeq and is a predicted model, not a curated record.